AAAGACUAGAUAUCAGGCUUCUGACCGAGCCAUACCGGGUUUUACUUUCACUACCAUGAUUCACACUCCUUUCUGUGCUAUCCUCUUGUAAGCUUGGUCUGAAUCCCUUACCCGCUUCCGAGCUAAUUCCCUUUUGGCCUCAUCCCGACUCUUCUCUCCUUUAAACCUAAUCUUCAUCUUCUUUAACUUCCAACCCUGCCUACGAAUCUGCGAAUUAGGAGGAGUCUGCGCCCAACUUCAUGUCCUCGGCUAGUCUUGCAACAGCGUCCAGCACCGCGCUUCCUCCUAAUCCUACCACCCCUGCAUUCUCGGACGACCUUGAAUGGAUCACGGCAUAUCUUACAAUUCACUCCCUUAGCAUUCCCAGUCGGCGUUAUUCCUUUCUUAUCUGGAUUGUUGUCGUUUUAUUUUUUCUUGCCUUCGCCAUCUUGCACUGGACGGGCUCAAGGGGUGGUUUUCUCGGAGCCCUUUGGACAAAAUGGACUCUCCGCCGACGAACUUGGAGAAAGAAACACAACAUCGCACUUGCUCUCAAAAACGACUAUUCACACCGCCAGCCCAACUCUUUGCCUUCCAAUGCCCAACUUCUUUGUUUGGCACUACUCUUGGGAGGUUCCCUAGCCCUUGCUUUUGUCGGCCCAGACUAUAUUUCUCCGACUCUCAAGGUGUGGCAAGUUCGCCGAGAUAUCCCCUUCGUGGAGCCCCAGCGUCGUAAUUUUAUUCCCAACAUCGCUCCCUAUUUACCACUUCAACCACAAUAUACUAUCGAUAAAGCAUGGUGGACUUCAUCAGCACGCACAGGGCAAAUCGCAUUCGCUCUCCUUCCUCUUUGCGUGCUUUUUGCCCUCAAAGCCCCCCCUUUCGCAAUCUUUGCCAUUCCUUUCAUGAUACAGUUCUUCUUCGACAAACUCGCUUGGCUUCACCGCUGGACAGGCAGGCUGAUAUGGUUUCUUACAUCAAUUCAUGUGGCGCUCUGGAGCGUUCAGCUCGUCCAAGACCAUAAUCCCAGUACUGGUCGUGUCGCAUACGUGUACGCUUUCUCCUACAUGCCCUUCAUAUUUGGCUGGGUCGCGUUUGCAUUGCUAACAUCCAUAAUCGUUCUGUCCAUGAACUCCAUUCGAAGAAACUUCUAUGAAGCCUUCUAUUUCUUGCAUGUUUUGCUUGUCCCACUUAUGCUCGCCUCUGCUGCAUUCCAUCAUCCCACCCUCUGGUGGUGGUGUUGGGGUGCUCUCGCAAUUUGGGCAGGUGAACGCCUUUGGCGGUGGACGUGGUGGUUUGCCGCAAAUACUUCCAUUCUAGGUAGCAGUUCGUCAUCUAAGCGCUUACACCCUACAAUAAGUACUGCCGACACGCUUGAGACGGAACAUCUUCGCCUCCAGUCACUUGAUUCGCAAUCCUUCCGUUCACCGAGCUCUUUGAACCCACAUCAUCAGUCUGACAAACACACAGUUGGUCUACAUUCAUCAUUGCUGCCCAUUCGUCUACCCACAGGAUCGCUCGAACUGGACACUGCUAGGUCCACAAUACACCAUCCCUCUCCGUAUAUUCCUCCUCCAGGGUAUGCCCACGCUGAACUUCUCUCUGGGCAUACAGUGCGGCUGCGUCUUAUAACCCCCGGUUUUCUACCGUGGGCUCCGGGUCAACACUUCCUCAUCAAAAUCCCCAGCGUCUCCCGAUUCACUACCCAUCCUUUCACCUGUGCUUCUGUAUGUGACUAUGAGUCACCUACAAACGAGGGCCGCUUGAUAGUUAUGCUCAUCCGUGCAAGAAAUGGCUGGACUCAAGAUUUAUGGAAUUUAGUUUCCCGUAUGACCGCUGAGCACUCACCUGGUGACACCCCAAUUUGCGCUGCAGAAAAUCUUCCUAGUCACGGUGUCUUGUUGAGGACAUAUGUAGACGGACCUUUUGGUAGUUCGAUUCGCGCUCGUUGGGGGAACUAUUCGACAGUGCUGAUCAUUGCUGGUGGCUCAGGAGUGAGCUUCGGCUUGUCUGUGCUGCAGUACAUAUGUAUGUGCCUUUCCGGUCGGGACGGGAAGAGUUUGGGUGGCCAACCUGGAGGUUGGGGGAACAAAUCAUUCCUAACCAAACGGGUACGCUUCGUAUGGCUUGUCCGUGAAUAUUCUCACAUACAGUGGUGUGCUUCUAUUGUUCGCCGUUGUCUUUCCUUGGUACCAUUGUCUGCAUUGCAGAUCGACAUCUUUAUUACCAACUUCAAACCCAUUGCUCUCAAGAAAUCCGAUAUCCCUCCUUUGCAGGUUCCUCAGCGGCCACUCUUUACUUCUGAGCCCGUUCGUUUUGAGGACCUGCAGCCUCCUCACCCAUCCUUUGCACGUGACAGUCCUUCGUCGUUCCGCUCUGAUUCCAACGACUCCCUUGACAAUUCCGAUAGUGAUAUUGACCUGAGCUACUACACUGGAGAAUCUGGGGACCCAAUGGCACCAGAGGAGGAUAUUGGCUUGGCGCAUGAGUCUCACAUACUUGAGUUGACCAACUUCGAUGGUGACGAUGACACUGCUCUGCCAGGGGAACACAAUCUGUCCCGCAAGGUGAAGAAGGAAGGCAAGCUGCGACGAGCUCAGUCGCGGAAGUUCUCCAGUGAGAAAACGGUGCGGUUGCUGCAACCUCCCAGUCGUCCUAGCAACAUGCAGCUCGCUGCGAAUGGAGUAUCUGCUAUUUCUGCCACCUCAGGACUUUCUACGAACAGACUACUGCCAUUAUCUAUAAAUUCGGACAAGAGGUGGUCUGAAAUAUCAAUGGACACCUUCGCAUCUCCAACCUCCAUGUACGGCGAUUCACCGACACGCGGUCGGCAGUCGACGUACCAUGAGCCUACCUUCCCCCUGAGUGGUCGUUCUUCUCAAAUGGGUCAUGCAGGGCCGUCAACACCCAGGUAUUCCACCGGUAGCUGGGAAGGCAAAUCAGAUGCUGGCAGUUCCCGGGGUCUGUUACCAUCUUCCGCACCCAAUGGCUUGCUCGAUCCGGUCCAGUUUGACAUCAGCGAGGAAGAAGCACGGGAUAUUAAUGUUGUUGCAGAGCAUGCACGACUUGGUAAACCCAAGCUUGACAGGAUACUUGCAGAUGAAGUCGAGCAGUCGGAAGGCUCCGUGGUGGUUGCUUGUUGUGGUCCCACCUCGCUCAACGUGAUGGUUCGCAAAAUCAUUGCCGAACAGAUCGACCCUGGGCGGGUCUGGCGAGGUGAUAUGCGCGGGUCGAUAUCACUCAUUUCCGAGGAAUUCGAGUAUUGACGAUUUACUGUGACAUUUUGUUUCACUCUUCAUUUCUGUGAAUAUCGACGAUUCAUCGGGACAUUUCAUUGUACUCUUCAUCGAACAAUAUUACCUUUACCAUGUAUCGUUUUCACGUACAUUUUCCCCUCACAUUUUGUAUCUCAUCUCAGCAUCCGUUGUAGUCGUUGUCCGGACAUAACAUAAGUCCACUAGAAUAGUCGGUCAAUGUAUUCCUCGUCGGGUCUGUUGACGU
Suillus plorans is the source of this 3480-nucleotide messenger RNA. RefSeq lists its product as uncharacterized. Bases 240 to 3245 code for a protein of 1001 amino acids. The record is from RefSeq and is a predicted model, not a curated record. Lineage: Eukaryota; Fungi; Basidiomycota; Agaricomycetes; Boletales; Suillaceae. The transcript has 4 exons. Gene Ontology annotation, biological process: intracellular iron ion homeostasis; copper ion import; iron ion transport. Gene Ontology annotation, molecular function: ferric-chelate reductase activity. Gene Ontology annotation, cellular component: plasma membrane.